UGUUGUUGAGCUUUCUGAAUGGAAAUAGGGAAUGUGAUAAAAUAUGAAACUGAUAAUGCUACUUCUAAUACAUGGGGAAUAACAUAAAAUUAAAAUAACGUUCUAUAAAAAGUUUUCAUUGAAAACCAAAGCGGCAAUCAACCUACUGCAGCUUAACACUGUAAAAACUUAGCCACUUUAGUACGACGUGUACUCUAUCAAAUGAGUAUAUAUGAGAGCAUUGCUAGUGCUCAAAGCAACCAACCUCCACUCCCGGGGCAGUCUCCACGACAAAAUGAUUCCCAUAGUAACCCCACAACGAAAGAGGAAAAACCAGAUAUAUGCAGAGACUUCGUGUGGGGCAAUUGUACCAAAGAUACACAAUGCCGGUUUCGCCACGAGCUUAUAUUUGAGGAAAUGAAAACUAUUCUAAAAUUUUGUCGCGACUACCAAAACUCGUCGGGUUGUAUACGCGAAAAUUGUACGUAUCUUCAUACGACAAAAGAGGAGCAGAACCUGUUCUUCACGGAACACAAGUUGCCGCGGGUGCUCGCCGAGCGCCACGAAGCCCUACGCAUGCCCCCGCCGCUGCCGCGGGCGCCGCCGAUGCCGCCUAUGCGGCCGCCGCUGCCGUCCGUCAGCAUGGCGCCCAUGCUGAUGAUGUCGACCCUGCCGCCGCCCCCGCCGCCGCCGCCGCCCCCUCCGCCGCCGCCCACGCAGACGUCGACCCCUGCUCCCGCACCACACAACCCCACCUACACUGCUCCAGUCCCACAAGGCACAUCACUCAGUUUCACCCUCGCUCAGCCCCCGCCAGCGGUACCAGACUUCAAUCCAUCCGUGCCUCCUCCCAUGCCGACGCAUGGUCAGCUACAAAAUGGUACCAUUAAAAGGUUGUCCACUAAUAGUGAUGCUGGAGCAUGCAAAAAAAGACGGACAGAGGACGGCAUAGGUGUGGACACUCUGUGUGAAAAGUGUCUCCAGUGUGUGCGCAGCAUCGAAGAGUAUAAGGAGGAGAUCAAUAAACUCUCAGCCGAGGAGGAGUAUCUUAUGUUGACGUACAAGGAGAAAUUUGAGGACUACAACAGUAAGAAGGAGCUGCUGCGCUCUCUGAUCAGCUCGGACAUGUUCCGAUUUGUUGAGGAGUGUGUGGAAGGCGUUUCACCUCUUGACGUUUUAGCACAAUUAAACUUAAGUUCGCUACUAACGGGUACGUCGUCAAUACCGAAGCAGUUUUUGAUGCAGCGUAUGGACUUUUUUAGCAACAACAGAAGCGUGGAUCCUGUAAACCCGAUACAGCGACUAGAAGAGUUGCUGUCAGCGGCGGCGCGGCGCAGCUCGUCGGGGGGCGUGACAGGAGGCGGCUCCGGGGGCGGCCUCGUGACAGGAGGCGGCGCCGGGGGCGGCCUAAACGGGGACACCUUGCGCGCCACGCUCUCCAUAUUAGACCUGCUGACCGGCGGCAGCGGUUCGUCAUCGUCAUCGUCGACAGCGUCGACGAGCGCGGACGUGGAGUCGUGGCUGACGAGUCCCGCGCCCGCCACGCCCCCCGUCGCGCCAGCAGUCCCGCCCCCCGCCCCGCCCCAAGCCGCGCCCCAC
Aricia agestis (brown argus) is the source of this 1578-nucleotide messenger RNA. RefSeq lists its product as uncharacterized. NCBI's taxonomy places the organism in Eukaryota, Metazoa, Arthropoda, Insecta, Lepidoptera, Lycaenidae. The transcript has 10 exons. Gene Ontology annotation, molecular function: metal ion binding. The annotation marks the transcript as partial. The record is from RefSeq and is a predicted model, not a curated record.